Molecule: messenger RNA, 3084 nt
Organism: Colletotrichum lupini
Lineage: Eukaryota; Fungi; Ascomycota; Sordariomycetes; Glomerellales; Glomerellaceae
Exons: 10
Coding region: 1-3084 (1027 amino acids)
Biological process (GO): N-terminal peptidyl-glycine N-myristoylation
Cellular component (GO): cytoplasm
Molecular function (GO): glycylpeptide N-tetradecanoyltransferase activity
Source: RefSeq, a predicted model, not a curated record
AUGACGGUUCCGCUUUCGCCGAUCCUGCGGACGGCCGUCUGGGUCGUGGCGGCUCCGCUGGGCCUCUACUUCACUUUCCUGGCCCUAGGCGCAACACCUUUCUUCCAACGACACUUUCUGUACGCCCACAAGAUCAACACCCUCUGGUGGCGUGACGUUGACAAGCCUGAGAGAUGGGGCUUUGCAAAGGGCCAAGCCACACCUUUUUCGCUCGACACCCCAGAUGGAGUGAGCUUGUAUGCAUGGCAUGUUAUGCCUCUGCCUCAGUAUCUGAAGCAGGAGGAGAGAUUCUCAGUGCAGAAGGGUGGCUUCUGCCAAGCUUUCACCGAAACCGAGUCUUUCAAGGCUUUGAAAGAGGAUCCGGAUGCUCGGGUUGUACUUUCAUUCCACGGUAACGCUGGUGACAUUGCGCAAGGCCAUAGGCCGGACAGCUACCAUGUCAUUACUGAUACUUCAUCAUACCAUGUCCUGGCAAUCGAUUACCGUGGCUUUGGUCACUCGACAGGUCGCCCAACCGAAUACGGCCUGAUCCAAGAUGCCGCCACUCUGAUCGACUGGGUUAUCAAUGUUGCCGGCGUGCCCUCGGACCGCAUCGUUCUUCUUGGUCAGAGUCUCGGCACAGCCGUGACUAGCGGUGUUGCCGAGCUCUACGCCUCGCAAGGAAUCGAAUUCGGCGGUGUCAUUCUCGUCGCGGGCUUCAGCAACUUGCCUAAGAUGCUGAGCGGCUACAAGAUUGGCGGCUUGUUUCCCGUGCUGGGACCCUUGAAGGUCUGGCCAGGCUUCUUGGAGUACAUGGAGGGCUUCAUCUACGACAAGUGGCCGUCGGUCGAUAGGCUGGAGAGCCUGGUCAAGCUGACGAAGAGACGUCUGCGCUUGACGCUCAUCUCGGCCAAGGACGAUGCGGACAUUCCCUGGACGGAGAGCAACAAGCUUUUCCGCGCGGCUGCGAAUGCGACUGUCCCUGAGGGGCUGAGUGACCAUUCAUUCGAGGCGUGGAAGGACGUGCGUACUAUUCACAAGGGCAAGAACGCCUUUGUAACUACAUGGAACGCUGAGCCAAACAUCAUAAUUCGCCAGGAGCUUUUCCCACACGGUGGACACAACGAUAUCAUGGGAUAUGCGCCUGUAAUUCUUGCAGUGAUGCGUUCCUUCGACCUCGCAGGCACGGCUUAUGACAUGGCAGGAUCGGAUACUAGCACUGGAGCCUGUACCGCCUGGGAGCACAGCUGGCACAUGAAACUGUCCUCUCUCGCGCCAAAACUUCUUCCCCGCCAUUCCCACCGCGCAAGCUUGAACAGAGCUCCAAGAAGCUCCCACCAACACCCCCGAAAAUCGACCACUCCCGCCACAAACCGUCGAAUCGAGGACAACAAGAUGCCUGCCGAAGAGUCCAAACCCCUUGACCCGGCCGUCAAAGACGCCAACGACACCCUUGCCGAGGCGAGCGACAAGGGCAAGGGCAAGGAAGUCGAGGUCGAGUCCGAGGACGAUGAGGAGGAGGAUGCGCCCGAGAGUGCACCCGGCGCAACUGCAGAUGCUCCCAAGAAGAAGAAGAAGAAGUCCAAGAGAAAGAAGGUCAAGGAUGCACUCACCGGCAAGCCCAGCGACCCGGAGGCUGCCAUCAAGGAGGCCAUCGGUGGUCUGACGCCCCAACAGCUCACUGAGCUUCUCGCCCUGAACCCGGCGUUGGCGAACGAGCUCGGCGUUGGAAGCUCUAGCAACAAGUCGGCCGAGGAGACCGCUGCGGCGAUGAAGAACUUGAACCUGCAGGACAUCAUGACGGGUCUGGCCUCGGCUGGCAAGAACGCCAAGGAUAUGGCGAGCUACAAGUUCUGGGCCACGCAACCCGUGCCCAAGUUUGGUGAGGCGGAGGCUAAGGUUGAGGAUGGCCCAAUCCGCAUUCAAAAGGUGGAAGAGGUUCCUACGGAGGCGUCGCCAAUGGUCGCUGGCUUCGAGUGGGUUACAAUGAACCUCGAGGACGAGGGGGAGAUGAAGGAGGUGUACGAGCUGCUCAACGGCCACUAUGUCGAGGAUGACGAGGCCAUGUUCCGCUUCAACUACUCACCAGCCAUGCUUAAAUGGGCCCUCAUGGCUCCUGGCUGGCGCAAGGAGUGGCACGUUGGUGUUCGCGCAACGCAGUCUAGAAAGCUCGUUGCCUUCAUUUCCGCUAUCCCCGUCAACCUGCGCGUGCGCAAGAACGUCGUCACUUGCUCUGAGGUCAACUUCAUGGUUGUCCAUAAGAAGCUCCGUGGCAAGCGCCUCGCUCCCGUGCUGAUCAAGGAGAUCACGCGCCGCAGCAACCUGCGCGAGAUCUGGCAGGGUCUCUACACGGGCGGUGUGGUGCUGCCCAAGCCCGUCAGCACAUGCCGUUACUUCCACCGCGCCCUCAACUGGCAGAAGCUGUACGAGGUCGGUUUCAGCCCGCUGCCCCCCAAUAGCAAGCCGCAGUACCAGAUUCGCAAGUACCAGCUUCCGGAUAACACGUCGACCAAGGGCCUCCGCGAGCUCCAGGAGAAGGACCUUGAUGCCGCAAACGAACUUCUGGCCAAGUACUUGAAGCGUUUCGACAUGGCCCCUGAGUUUUCCAAGGACGAGUUCAGGCACUGGUUCCUGCACGACAAGAAUGCCCCUGGCGAGCAGGUCAUCUGGACAUAUGUCGUUGAGACCAAUGGAAAGAUCACCGACUUCUUCUCCUUCUACUGCCUCGAGUCUACCGUGAUCAACAGCUCAAAGCACCAAGUCGUUCGUGCCGCCUACCUCUGGUACUACGCCUCCGAAGUUGGCCUGACCACGCCCCUCGACAAAGCCGCCCUGAAGACACGAUUGAACUCCCUUAUUGGCGACGCCCUGAUCUUGGGCAAAAAGAACAAGUUCGAUGUCUUCAACGGCCUGUCGCUGCUCGACAACGGCCUCUUCCUGGAGCAGCAGAAGUUCGGCCCCGGUGACGGCCAGCUCCACUACUACCUCUUCAACUACCGUGCGGCCCCUAUUGCUGGCGGCGUGGACCGGAGAAACAAGCUCGACGAGGAGAACCUGACGGAUGACGGAGGAGGACAACCCAAGGGUGGUGAGCACAGCGAAUAG